UUUUUUGCUAAUGCAUUUUGUUCUCUUAAUCAGUUGUAUUGCGCUUCUAAAUCUUAAACUAUUUGUCGUCUUUGAUUGAUGCAGAAGCGGUAUGAGGUUAUUUCAGUCCUAGGACAGAGGCCACUCUAAUAGAUCUCAAUUACUGAGUGGAUAUUACUAAAAUGAUAUUCAGUUCCUCAAGACAAGAUUCUAGGUUAUAUUCGACAGAUUUUCCUUUGUUUGAGUUGAGGCUUGAGUAGACUACUAGUGGUUAUGGGAGGAAGCAUCCAAAUUUGUCAAUAUGGCAUUAUGGCGUCCUUUUUUAAUCUCGUUAGUUCCAUCUCGUUUCGAACUCAACCAAUUACUUCAACUCUGCAGCAAUUUUGGGUUGAUACGCCAAGGAAGACAAGUUCACCAGCACAUCAUAGUUCACGGCUUGGAUCACCAUCCUUUCAUUCUAACCAAGCUCGUCCAAUUCUAUGCCAAAUUCGGAGAAUCUCUAUUUGCCCAUACACUGUUCGACAUAAUGCCGCACCCAAAUGUGUUUGCUUGGACGGCAAUUCUAUCACUUUACUCUGGCAAUAAGUUAUCAAGUGAUUGCCAAAAGAUGUAUAGAAAAAUGAAAGGAAUGGGAGUGAAACCCGACAAUUAUAUAUUUCCUAAGGUGAUAAGGGCAUGCUCAUAUUCAGAAGACAUCAUAUUCGGAAUUCAGAUUCACUGUGAUGUGAUUACAUUCGGUGCUGAGUUUAGCACAGAGGUAUGCAAUUCUUUGGUUGAUAUGUACUCGAAAAUUGGGAAUCUUGAAAGUUCUAAAAGGGUUUUUGAUAAAAUUAUGUACAAGGAUUUAUUAUCAUGGAAUUCAAUGAUAUCUGGUUACGUCUUCAAUGGGUUCCAUUCAUCAGCUGUCGAUUUAUCGAGUUCUAUGAGGUCCGAUGGAGUCGAACCUGACACGGUUACUUUGAACACAAUAAUAGACGCUUACUGUCAAAUGGGUCAGUUCGAUGAAGCUAUAAAGAUUUUUGAAAAGUUUGAAAAGCCAAACAUCAUUUCAUGGACAACAUUGAUGUUAGCUUACUCAAAGAAUGGGAAAUAUGAAUUAGCAUUGAAGAUCUUCAGAGAUAUGAUGGUUAAAGGCGAGAAUCGCCCUGAUUUGGAUUGUGUUUCGAUAGUCGUUGUUUGUUGUAGAUAUUUGAAUGCGCUGAAAUGUGGACGCGAAGCUCAUGCUUAUGGAAUCAAAACCGAGAAUAUGAUUCCAUUCUACAAAUCUGUAGGGCCUGCUUUAUUGAUAAUGUACGCCAAAUGUGGUAAGAGAAUAAAAGAUGCAGGAAGAGUUUUUGACAUGAUGGACAAAAACGAUAUCGUCGCUUGGAAUGCGAUGAUUUCAGGUUUUUCCGAUCUGGGUAUGAGAAAAAUGACAAUUGAUUGUUAUAGAGAAAUGCAUCGAAUGGGAAUUUCGAGUAAUGAAACGACAAUUUCAACCGUAUUAGCCUUAUGUGAUUUGAAACAUGGAAAAGAAAUUCAUUCUUACUUCAUAAAGAGUAAUUUUGCUUCUUCUGUGACUGUUUUGAAUGCACUAAUUAAUAUGUACUCUAAAGGUGGUUGCAUCAAAACUGCUGAUUUCAUUUUCUCUAAAAUGGAGAAUAAAGAUUUAGUUACGUGGAACACGAUGAUUACUGGAUUAGGAAAUCAUGGAUUAGGCGAAACUGCAAUUCAAGUUCUUUCCAACAUGAUAGAAUGUGGGUUUCGACCCGAUUCAGUUACUUUCACUUCUUUGUUGUCGAGUUGUAGCCACUCGGGUCUUGUGGAUUUGGGGGUAGAGAUAUUUGAAAGAAUGACUGUUGAUUUUGGAAUUGAACCGUGUAUAGAACACUUUGCUUCUGUAGUUGAUUUGCUAGCUCGUUCUGGCCAUCUUGAAGAUGCGUUAUGUUUCGUUAAGAAGAUGUCGAAGAAUGUUGAGCCUGAUAAACGGAUUUGGGGUGCUUUGCUUGUUUGUUCUCAAGCUUGCGGAAAUUUUGAUGUUAUAAUAUUGGCAUCAAAGAAUUUGGUUUGCUUAGAACCUGAAAAUGCAGGACAUUAUGUUACAUUAGCAAAUAGUUAUGCUUCAUUUGGUAGAUGGGAAGAUUGUGUAAGAGUUAGGAAGCUAAUGGAGAGUAAAGGGUUAAUGAAACCUUCGGGACUUAGUUGGUUUGGAACUGACUAAUUGAUCAGAGAUUUGGACUAAAGGGUAUUAUCAUCUUUAGAUCUAACAAAUAAAAUAAUGUUAAAAUGUUCAUGGUACUAGUACAAUAUCUUCAUUAUGAAAAAGAAAGAAGAAGCUCGGACUGUGAUAUCAAGUAAAAAUUCUUUAUUAAUUUUUA
Impatiens glandulifera is the source of this 2336-nucleotide messenger RNA. RefSeq names its product pentatricopeptide repeat-containing protein At1g15510, chloroplastic-like. The transcript has a single exon. Gene Ontology annotation, molecular function: RNA binding; protein binding. Gene Ontology annotation, biological process: RNA modification. Bases 281 to 2179 code for a protein of 632 amino acids. The record is from RefSeq and is a predicted model, not a curated record. NCBI's taxonomy places the organism in Eukaryota, Viridiplantae, Streptophyta, Magnoliopsida, Ericales, Balsaminaceae.